Molecule: messenger RNA, 2353 nt
Organism: Marchantia polymorpha subsp. ruderalis
Lineage: Eukaryota; Viridiplantae; Streptophyta; Marchantiopsida; Marchantiales; Marchantiaceae
Source: the annotation of a GenBank genome assembly
GGGGUUGUGGCGAUGGCGGUGGUGCCCAGCAGCUGCUGCUGAGGCUUCCUCCUCUUCCUCCUCCCAUGGGGUAGAUACAGAGAGACAGCGAGAAGGGGAGGGAGAGGCAGAAGGAAGAGGACGACUCUCUCUCCCUCCCUCCCUCCCUCCCUUCCUUCUCCUGUGGGUAGUAGGGACGAGUAGUGGUUGUAAUAGAAAGAAGGAAAAAGUUUCUCCAUCCGGCGAAGUCAUUUGCUGUUACUCUCGUCGACAGAUUCUGCUGAUGCUGAUGCUGAUCCUGCUUCUCGUUGACAGAGUGUUCGUUAGACAGCGAGCCCGAGGUCCUGCAACGGAGUCUCUGCUCGGUGCCACGGUUGGGGGCCAUUUCUGCUGCUGCCAUUUCUGAGGGUGCUGCUGCUGCAGGCGGAGGAGAGAAGAAGCAUGUGUCUACAGAAAGUGAAUCUCUAGAGGACGAGAGAAAUUGGGUCGGAGACGACGAGGAAAUCAUGGCCCUGAAUUUGCUUCUCCAGCAGCAGAGCUGCUCGCCUCUGGCUCGGAGAUGGGCGACUACUUCUGUGGUGACCCGGCGAUCGGUGGUGAGCAGCAGGUGCUGGCCGGUGCAGCUCGAGAGGAAAGAGACCGUAAGAGGAGGAGGAGGAGAAUUGAGUGUGAGAUGCUCGCACUCGCUCAGAGCCGAGCAUGGAUUUGAUUCAACGAGACGAAGGCUCGGGUCAGCUCGUGGGAAGAAUGGUGGGAGAAGACUCAUUCACGCACUAAGGAUCGACGCUUCGGAAGUCGUCGAAGAAGACGAGAAAGACCUGAAUGGCACUAAAUCUGCAGAAGCGAUUCUCCCAUCCCCAUUAGCCUCCCCGUCACUGUCAUCAUCAGCAUCGCCACUCCAGCUGCCGCAGCCACCACCACCACCACUGCAGCAGCAGCAAUUGCAACCCCAGAGACUGAGACGAGUAGCUCGAGGAGGAGGAGGAGGAAUCCAAUGGAUUCUGGGGCCUCUGGCGCUGCUGAUCACAGGGGCCUUCCCGGCACUGUGGCUGCCAUCGCACACUCUCUUCUCAGGCUCCAUCACUGCAGGCCUUCUGGCCUUGGCAGGGCUGGACAGCACAUUUCACAUGGGAGCCACAGCGUUUCUUCUCAUGGCGGACGCAUCUGCACGAGGGAAAGCUCCAGCAGAGAGCUCGAAUCAGCAGCAGCAGCAGAGGAGCAGCAUUCCUUUGGGCUACAAGGUGUGGAGCUUCAUGGUCAACCUGACGGGGCUGCUGGUGCCGGGGGCGGUCGUGGCCAUGGCUAUGGAAGGGAAGCUGAGCCCGGGGCUGGAGUGGCUGCCUGCAGCAGCGCUGCUGGGGCCUUACACGCUGAUGCUGCUGGUGCAAUGGGUGGCAGAGGCCAUGGUCUCGCACUGGCACUCUCCCGUCUGGCCCGUGCUCCCCAUCGUCUACCAAGCUUACAGGCUCCUGCAGCUCACCAGAGGGCUCGAGCUCGGGCCCAGCGCUGCCAUCGCUGCCCCCGCUUGGCUCGUGCAGGGCCUGCUCAAAGGCCUCGUGGCCUGGUGGGUCUUCGUGCUCGGGAUGCAGAUCAUGUGGCUCGUCACUCUCGUCGGCUCCCUCCAGCAGCAGGAGCAAUGGACCUCCGGCCACUGAAACCAUCAAAAAACCAUCAAAAACAUCGCAAUCUCAUCCAAUUCCAUCCCUUCUGAUCCUUCCUCCUCCUCCUCCUCCCCUUCCUCUCACUCUCACUCUCUUUUUUCUUCCCUUGGGAUUUGCUUCGAGCUACAAUUGUACAAUUGUGCAGGAGGAGGGAGGAGGUAGGAGGGACGAUGAAGGAGGAGGAGGUGGAGAGGGGACUGUGAAUUUCAUUUUCAUACCACACUCUUCCUCUCUCACUGAAUCACGGACACGAGAACAAGCGAACAUUUGGACCACGAUGUCACGGGCUGGCCGAAAUCAGGAAUCUCUUUCUCGUCUGUCUGUCUGUCUGUCUGACCGACCGACUGCCUGUCGUCGAUCGAGCAAGCAAGCCAGCCGCCAAGCAUCGUGACAGGGUCACCACAGGGUCACAGGGAUCACUGAACGAACAUUUGACAGUUGGAUCGAUUCGUUGCCCGCCUCUUCAUCACCUCCCUCCCGGAAUCCAUCCAUGCAGCCAUCUCUGCAGCUCUUCUCCUUCCGUUGGCCCCGCUUCAGCUUCCAAUCGAUGAGAGGGAAGGUCUCCUCCCUCUCGUCUCAACAGGCCUCCAUUUCCACUCCUGCAGCGCCCUUCAGUCCCGAGAUGCGCUUUUUGUGACCGAACUAUUUGUACAUACCUCGUUAUCAUUAUUACUAUUGUGAUUAUUAAACUAAUAAAAUGCAAUAACAUGGAG